GAUCGCUUUCCCGGCGCUCCCCGCGCUCGGCCCCGCUCCCGGUCCGGCCGCAGUUCCCGCUCUGUCUCUCUCCGCCCGGCCGGGCCGCACCCGCUCCUCGCUCUCUCUCUCUCUCUCUCUCCCCUCCUUCUCCUCCCUCUCCUCGCCGUUCCCGUCCGUGGGGCGGAGAAGCGCUUCCGGCUUUAGGCCACGAUGUCCGGAGGGGACUCAGCGGCGGCGGCGGCCACGGCCUCCCCUCAGGCGCUGCCGUUCUCGCUGCCGAAGCCCCCUCCCCUCAUGCAGCUGACGCCGGGGGACGCCGUCCGGCCCGUGGCUUCGGCCGCCGACCAAUCGCCGAAGGGCAGCAGGCUGACGGGCCGUCCCGAUUGGCCGGCGGGGAAGCCAGUCAGCCUGCUGGCCCCGCUGCUCCCGCCCCGCGGGGAGCCCGAGCCGCUGAUGCCGUUCGGGCCCACAUCGCGACAGCCGCUGAGAGGGAGAAUGAUGGGGCGCUGCGGGGGGGGCAGCCUGCUCAGCACCGCCAUGAGACCGGGGGAGCGCAGCGCCAUCAUGAUGGGACACCCGGGGAUGCCGCAUUACCCGCCCAUGGGAAUGCACCCUAUGGGUCAGAGGCCACCAAACAUGCCCCCGGUUCCACACAGCAUGAUGCCUCAGAUGAUGCCCCCAAUGGGAGGACCGCCAAUGGGGCAGAUGCCUGGGAUGAUGCAGUCGGUCAUGCCUGGAAUGAUGAUGUCUCACAUGUCCCAAGCUGCUAUGCAGCCUACGGUUCCGCCAGGGGUGAACAGCAUGGAUGCACAAGUAGGUGUAACACCUCCUGGAACUCAGACAACACAUCCCGUGGUUUGUGCAGCUCAGCAAACAGCCACAACCAACAGUUCGGGCAGUGAGGAGCACUCAAAACAGAAAUCGACGUGGACGGAGCACAAAUCACCUGAUGGAAGAACCUAUUACUACAACACUGAAACGAAGCAGUCCACGUGGGAGAAGCCGGAUGAUCUUAAAACCCCUGCUGAGCAAUUGCUGUCUAAGUGCCCAUGGAAAGAGUACAAAUCUGAUUCUGGAAAGCCAUACUACUAUAAUUCCCAAACAAAGGAAUCACGCUGGGCAAAACCCAAAGAACUCGAAGAUCUGGAAGCACUGAUCAAAGCUGAAGAAAACAGCACCAAGACUGAAGAAUCUGCUUCAACAACUGCUGCAGCAGAUGCAGCCAACACUGCUGCCACAGCCACGGCUGCUGCUGAAGCUGCCACAGCUGGUACUGCCAGCACUGCUGCAGCCUCCGAAACAGAAACCACUGCCGCCUCUGCUGCGGUGGAAAACGAGAGUGCUGCUGCAGCCACAGCUGAGGAACAGAGUGCGGAAAGUGCCACUAACGCAGCUGAUGACUCCAAGCAGGACGGUUCAGCAGACACUUCAAAGAAGGAGGGCGAUGAUGCACAGCCGGUUAAAAAAACCUACACCUGGAAUACAAAAGAAGAAGCGAAACAGGCAUUUAAAGAACUCCUGAAAGAAAAGCGGGUGCCAUCCAAUGCUUCUUGGGAGCAAGCCAUGAAAAUGAUCAUUAAUGAUCCCAGAUACAGCGCUUUGGCGAAGCUGAGUGAAAAGAAGCAGGCCUUCAAUGCUUAUAAAGUUCAGACGGAAAAAGAAGAAAAAGAAGAAGCGAGAUCAAAAUACAAAGAAGCUAAAGAGUCCUUCCAGCGCUUCCUGGAAAACCACGAGAAGAUGACAUCCACGACACGAUACAAAAAAGCUGAACAAAUGUUUGGGGAGAUGGAAGUCUGGAAUGCAAUAUCUGAGCGCGACCGCCUGGAAAUUUAUGAAGACGUCUUGUUUUUUCUCUCUAAGAAAGAAAAGGAACAAGCCAAACAGUUACGAAAGAGGAACUGGGAAGCUCUGAAGAACAUCCUCGAUAACAUGGCGAACGUCACUUACUGCACCACUUGGUCAGAGGCUCAGCAGUAUCUGAUGGACAACCCUACGUUUGCAGAAGAUGAGGAACUUCAGAAUAUGGAUAAGGAGGAUGCACUGAUCUGCUUUGAGGAACACAUCAGGGCACUGGAGAAAGAGGAGGAAGAAGAAAAGCAGAAAAGUUUACUGAGAGAAAGAAGGCGGCAGAGGAAAAACAGAGAAUCUUUUCAGAUAUUUUUAGAUGAACUGCACGAGCACGGACAGCUGCAUUCAAUGUCCUCGUGGAUGGAGCUGUACCCAACCAUCAGCUCUGACAUCAGAUUCACGAAUAUGCUUGGUCAGCCUGUUUCUUCAUCAGGAUCAACAGCACUUGAUCUCUUCAAGUUCUACGUUGAAGACUUAAAAGCACGUUACCACGAUGAGAAGAAGAUCAUAAAAGAUAUCUUAAAGGAUAAAGGGUUUGUAGUUGAAGUGAAUACUUCUUUUGAAGACUUCGUUACAGUCAUCAGCUCAACUAAGAGAGCCACCACUUUAGAUGCAGGAAAUAUCAAGCUGGCUUUCAACAGUCUGCUGGAAAAGGCAGAAGCCCGCGAAAGAGAAAGGGAAAAGGAAGAAGCUCGCAAAAUGAAGCGGAAAGAAUCUGCCUUCAAGAGCAUGCUGAAACAAGCCACUCCUCCCAUCGAGCUGGACGCUGUCUGGGAAGAUAUCAGAGAUAGGUUUGUGAAGGAGCCAGCGUUUGAAGACAUCACUCUGGAGUCUGAAAGGAAAAGAAUAUUUAAAGAUUUCAUGCACGUACUCGAGCACGAGUGUCAGCAUCAUCAUUCAAAGAACAAGAAACACUCUAAAAAGUCCAAAAAGCACCACAGGAAGCGGUCCCGCUCUCGCUCGGGCUCGGAGUCUGAGGACGAUGACAGCCAUUCAAAGAAGAAAAGGCAACGUUCAGAAUCUAGAUCCGCUUCUGAGCGUUCCUCCAGCGCAGAAUCUGAGAGAAGUUACAAGAAGUCAAAAAAGCACAAGAAAAAGAGCAAGAAAAGAAGACACAAGUCUGAUUCACCAGAAUCUGAUAUUGAACGAGAAAAAGACAAAAAAGAAAGAGAGAGAGAAAGUGAAAAGGAUAGAGCUAGACAAAGAUCUGAGUCAAAACAUAAAUCUCCGACUAAAAAACGACCUGGAAAAGAUUCUGGCAACUGGGACACCUCGGGCAGCGAGCUGAGCGAAGGGGAGUUGGAAAAGCAGAGGCGGACUCUUUUGGAACAACUGGAUGAAGAUCAAUGAGAAGAUUAUUUAUACCAAAUAUGUUUACAUUGUGGCAUAAUAAAAGAAACCAAUGUCUAAUUCAGGAUGUGGGUUCUGAUAUCCUGAGUUCCAUUGUUGAAAUCACGGUGGGUUUUAAUUGUACCGCAUAAAUACAUCCAAGUACUCUUACGGGGCCGGCACCGAGCCUACAAAAGUGAAUGAAAUCCUGAGUUAACGCCGCCUGCUGUUGGGCAGCACGGGCGCUCUGCUCCCCUGGAGGGAGUCCUGGAUGGGAACAGCGAUGGAAGACGCCUCGGGUCUCACUGGACGUCACCUGCAGGCUGAGCAGAGCGUGGCACCGCCGUGCACUCCUUCCUGGAAAGGCACUAACUGUUCUUCCCGGCCAUGCGGGCAGGUAGAGCUUCAUUUUUAGAAAGAUUCUUAAUAUAGUUUCUUUUGGCUUAAUUUGUUUUAUGAACUUGUUAUUAUUUUUGAAAGGGGGGGAAGGCAAUGGGUGUAAAGAAUCCAUUUCUUGCUCUGUACUGCAAAAAAAAAACCUGUCAGCUAUUGCAAUUGCUCCUUCAUGACCUGCAUUCCUACCAAGCGCUUAUGUGAAACAGAAGACUGCGAGAGAUCCGUGUCCAACAAUCACUUCCAAGUGAGUUUGUACAGUAAUUAAAAGCAGACGUGGCUGCGCUCAGCCCUACACUGUGCCAUCAGCAGAGGGUGCUGCUGCUCACAGCCACCUUCUGUAUUCACAUAAAGCCGCUACAGCUGCUCUCUGUGCUUAUCUACACCGUCAGAAUUAAAAAUCAAACUGUAAAUUGAGACGUUGCCUUACAAACCUGCAGAAGAAUGUACCACCACCAGCAGCAGCAGCAGCAGUUGUGCAGGUCAGCGUGAGCCCAGCCCUGGCAGCGCCGUGCUGCAGUGGUACCUUCGCAACCUUUGAUUGGAAUAUUUUUGUACAUUUCUAUCAAUGAUUAAACCUUGUCUCCUGCUG
Coturnix japonica (Japanese quail) is the source of this 4144-nucleotide messenger RNA. RefSeq names its product pre-mRNA processing factor 40A (gene PRPF40A). Gene Ontology annotation, molecular function: protein binding; RNA binding. The record is from RefSeq and is a predicted model, not a curated record. NCBI's taxonomy places the organism in Eukaryota, Metazoa, Chordata, Aves, Galliformes, Phasianidae. Gene Ontology annotation, biological process: mRNA cis splicing, via spliceosome. Gene Ontology annotation, cellular component: U1 snRNP; U2-type prespliceosome.